CCGGGGCGCUGCGAGACUGGAGAAGUUGGCGAGAAGGCCUGGAGAACCCAGGAGUUUCCAAGCUGUGCUGCCACCUGAGCUCUGGAUCCACCUGGCUGUGGUGGCCUGUGGCAAUCGGCUGGAGGAGACGCUGGUCAUGCUCAAAUCAGCUGUGCUCUUUAGCCACAGGAAGAUCCAAUUCCACAUCUUCACUGAAGACUCUCUGAAGCCCGAGUUUGAUAAGCAGUUGCGCCAGUGGCCUGACUCAUAUACAAAGAAGUUUGAGCACAGAAUCUACUCCAUCACAUUUUCUGUUGGAAACCCUCAGGAGUGGAAGAAAUUGUUCAAACCCUGUGCUGCCCAGAGACUCUUUCUUCCGGUGAUUUUAAAGGAUGUGGACUCACUUCUCUACGUGGACACCGAUGUUCUCUUUCUGAGACCUGUCGAUGACAUCUGGAAGCUUCUGAGGCUGUUUAAUUCCACCCAGCUUGCAGCCAUGGCCCCUGAGCACGAAAUCCCCAAGAUUGGCUGGUACAGCCGCUUUGCAAGGCAUCCUUUCUAUGGCUCUGCAGGAGUUAAUUCAGGAGUCAUGUUAAUGAAUUUAACUCGGAUAAGAAGUACCCAGUUCAAGAACAGCAUGAUUCCAACAGGCCUGGCUUGGGAGGACAUGUUGUACCCUCUGUACCAGAAGUACAAGAAUGCCAUCACGUGGGGAGACCAGGAUUUAUUAAAUAUUAUUUUUUAUUUCAAUCCAGAGUGUCUCUAUGUAUUCCCCUGCCAGUGGAACUACCGUCCCGAUCACUGCAUGUACGGAAGCAACUGCAGAGAGGCUGAGCGUGAAGGUGUGUCUGUUCUGCAUGGAAACCGAGGCGUCUACCAUGACGAUAAGCAACCGACAUUCAAAGCACUCUAUGAAGCAAUACGGGAUUUUCCCUUUCAAGACAAUCUCUUUCAAUCCAUGUAUUACCCACUUCAGCUGAAGUUUUUGGAGACUGUGCACACUUUAUGUGGACGGAUCCCGCAAGUUUUUCUGAAGCAAAUUGAGAAAACAAUGAAAAGGGCUUAUGAGAAACACGUCAUCAUCCAUGUUGGCCCCAACCAGAUGCACUGAAUAUUUUGUCUUGUUGCAAGUCAAUUCGGUGUCUUGUGACCAAGGAAAUAUUAAUCUCUAAGCUGCCUGGGUCUUUUUGUGUGAAUAUUUAAUGGUGCUCCAUGACUGUUGAGUUUUAAAAACCUCGUUAAAUUUUGCCAAAUCAGUUGCCCCCAAAAGAGAAUAUGCUUUUCUUUAUUUUUUUCUAAAAUGCUAUUUAUCUCUAAG
Molecule: messenger RNA, 1297 nt
Organism: Mandrillus leucophaeus (drill)
Lineage: Eukaryota; Metazoa; Chordata; Mammalia; Primates; Cercopithecidae
Gene: GXYLT2
Product: glucoside xylosyltransferase 2
Exons: 7
Coding region: 137-1090 (317 amino acids)
Biological process (GO): protein O-linked glycosylation via N-acetylgalactosamine
Molecular function (GO): UDP-xylosyltransferase activity
Source: RefSeq, a predicted model, not a curated record